CAAACCGCCCCGUUGUUAAAAGGAAGAGAAUUUCAAGUGGCGUCUCGCUAGGUAACGCUUCGAUGGUGAACGGACAGUGAGUUUGAAUUUCCCGGCCGGAUACGACGAAUCUUGAUCCAAGAAGAGCCUCACGAAUUUAGGUUUCGAGGUCUUUGACAAUGGCGGAUUCCGCUGAAGAAUUUGAACCCUUGUUCGAUUACAGCCGCGUGCAGCCUCCCUCCGUUGUCUGUCUUGAUGACGAGGAUUCAGACGCAGACAAAUCUCCGGCGCCUUUUACAAAGCGAGCAAAGAUUGCGAAUCUAGCGGCUACGAGUUCGGUGAAUGGUAACCCAAAGGAGAAACAAGUGGAAAUUGAAGAUAAUGAGGAAGAUUGGCUUCCUCCUCCACCGAAAGUGUUGGUUGAUGGAAAUAAUAGGCGUGGGGAAGAUUCCACAUUGAAGGAGUUAAGGUUAAAGAAGCAAGAGUUGGCCUCUGUUGCUUUAUCAGCUAAAAACUUGCUGCGAGAAGUGGAGGAAUCUGCAAAAGUGGAUGUUGGGAACACGUCCAAGGACUCUCUGGAACCUGAUUUGGAUGUCCAAACUCCAGUUGUUUCUAAAGAAAGAGCAAAAAUUGUCAUUUCUGUACGUGACAGUGACAAGGAAGAGCUCAAACAGUAUCGCCUGUUUGUGGAUGACAAUUUUGAGCGACUUUUCAAAAUAUACGCAGACAAACUUAAAAUCGAUCCUGAGAGUUUGGUCUUCGUUUUUGACGGGGAUAAAAUCGGCCCAAAUGAUACCCCAGGUGGCCUUGGCAUGGAAGAUGAUGAUAUGAUCGAAGUUAACAUCAAGUCGAGUUGAGUAAGGUUUUUGAGUGUAUAUUUUGUGAAAUACUUAACCAGUUUUGGGGAUGAGAGACUUGGAAAAUGCCAAAUUCAAUACUUUGUAAUUUGUACCGUAAGAUGAUCAAAUCGUUUAUAGAAGGCUGUGAAAAGGUUUCUUUUGUGCGGUAAA
Molecule: messenger RNA, 989 nt
Organism: Cucumis melo (muskmelon)
Lineage: Eukaryota; Viridiplantae; Streptophyta; Magnoliopsida; Cucurbitales; Cucurbitaceae
Exons: 6
Coding region: 159-836 (225 amino acids)
Molecular function (GO): protein binding
Source: RefSeq, a predicted model, not a curated record